This is a messenger RNA of Bactrocera neohumeralis, 4970 nucleotides long. It is a transcript of the gene anne, whose product is annotated as polyamine-transporting ATPase 13A3. Gene Ontology annotation, biological process: polyamine transmembrane transport; intracellular calcium ion homeostasis. Gene Ontology annotation, molecular function: polyamine transmembrane transporter activity; ATP hydrolysis activity; P-type ion transporter activity. Gene Ontology annotation, cellular component: membrane. Bases 339 to 4790 code for a protein of 1483 amino acids. The transcript is spliced from 11 exons. Lineage: Eukaryota; Metazoa; Arthropoda; Insecta; Diptera; Tephritidae. The record is from RefSeq and is a predicted model, not a curated record.
CGAUAUAAAUAAUAUAAUCCGACAUUAACAAACAAUGUUAAGGAAAGUUGUUAAAUAGUGUUAACAAAAGCUAAAUAUGUUAUAUGAAUAAAGGGCAGUGUUAUUAAUCAGUACUAAAGGGAAAUGUUCCAUGAAUAAAAAAUCAUGAAUUUCAAAAGAUUGCACCAUUAUUGCUUCGUGAAAGUAGUGGUUGUGAAUGCAGAAAAGUGUUCCACGACUAAAAAGGGUUUUAAUUGCGUCGACAGUUAUAUGAACAGAGAUAGAAAGAGCUAUCCGUACAGGUUUCUGAAUAACAAGAUACAAUAUUGCAAAAUUCGUCUAACCCAAAACUUGUGUCAAUGAACAAUCAGAGUGAUACACAGCCUCCUAACCAAAAAUGUGAAGUCUUAGUUAAUACGUCUAAGAUGCACUUUACCAAAAGAGGAAUGAAACAGGAUAACUUACUUCCACUCAAUAAUUCGUCUUAUCAGAUGAUUACUCACCAGGAAAAAAGUACCUCACGUCAACCCAGCGGUGUCUCUAAUAGUAGCGGCGGUUCGUCGCCAACGGAUUUACCUUCGAAUCAUGCUAAUGUGAUUUUUCAAGAGGCGCAACUUCAAAAUGGUAUUGCAAGUAAAUUGACAUCGUCCAAUGAGGCACGCCGCCAGAGUUUCUUAACUCACAGAGCCAACAAUGGAGAAGAUCACGUAUCGCAAGAUUCUCAACUCAUUGCAAAAGAUCCCAAACCUUGGGUUGGCUUGGUGAACGAAAAAGAAGAUGAUGAAAUGCAAAUUACGGGUUACAAACGUUCACUAUUACGUACCACGUUUUGUUGGUUCUUCAUUUGCCUUACAGGCGGACUGUUGAGUCUUAUAAUGCAUUGGUGGCGUCAUUUGUACCUAAUUGCAACUCACGAAAAAUGUUCAUUAGAUAUAGCUGAAAAAGUUUUGAUACAGGAACACUACCAAGCGAAACACGUUACAUAUUACGUGAAAGCAAUUCAAGAAAUAAAUGCUACCAUGUCGAUGAAAUCUCUACAACUACAAACACGAUUCUCUCCAUCUUUACUUGCUAAAAAUGGAUCUUCAGGGAAUGGAAACACAUUGACAUUACAAAGGCAGAGCGAAGUUGAAAUUGAUGAAAAGAGUUUUCACAUAAGUUUACAUUUUUCUUCAGGACAAUUUAAACAUACUAACCAUGUGAGAAUGUUCAAUUGCAAACAUUUGCGUUACGUGUGGGACAAACAGUCGCAAUCAUUUAAUAAAUUAAAAGGACUUGAUGUAAAUGUGUCAAGCGCAUACUUUCAUCAACAGAGGGGUCUACCAGUACAGGAACAAUUAUCGCGGCGUUUAGCAUAUGGACCAAAUGAAAUAACUGUUCCUUAUAAAAAUUUCAAAACUUUAUUAGUUUUAGAAAUGCUUAAUCCUUUCUACGUUUUUCAAAUAUUUUCUGUCAUAUUAUGGUUCACAUAUGACUAUUAUUACUACGCGUGUGUGAUACUGCUUAUGUCCAUGUUUGGCAUUGCCAUGUCAAUUAUUCAAACUAAAAAGAAUCAGGAUUCACUGCGAGAAACUGUACUAAAUAAAGGUUGUGCUUUGGUUGUAACAGAAACUGGAGAAGUUCUUGAAACUGGCACUGAGUGGUUAGUUCUUGGCGAUGUAAUCGAAAUACCCACCAACGGAUGUAUUAUGCAAUGCGAUGCUGUGCUCUUAUCAGGCAAUUGCAUACUUGAUGAAUCAAUGCUUACAGGUGAAAGCGUACCGGUAACAAAAACGCCUUUACCAAUGAGACGAGAUAUGAUAUACGACAAGAAAGAACAUGCAAGACAUACACUUUUUUGUGGAACAAAAGUUAUACAAACGCGUUAUAUUGGUUCUGAAAAGGUUUUGGCGAUUGUUAUUAAUACUGGCAAUAUAACUGCUAAAGGUGGUCUUAUACGUUCAAUACUCUAUCCACCGCCAAUUGACUAUAAAUUUGAACAGGACUCUUAUAAAUUUAUUGAAUGUUUGGGUUUAAUUGCCUUGAUUGGUUUUAUUUAUACUUUAGUAACAAAGGUUUCACGAGGUAUAGAUGCGGUAAAAAUUGCAGUGGAGUCCUUAGAUCUUAUAACAAUUGUUGUUCCACCAGCACUACCAGCCGCCAUGACUGUCGGUCGCUUUUAUGCCCAAAAGCGCCUUAAGAAAAAAAAUAUAUACUGUAUUUCUCCGCGAUCCAUUAAUGUUGCUGGUAGUAUUGAUUGCUGUUGUUUCGACAAGACGGGUACUCUUACGGAAGAAGGUUUAGAUAUGUGGGGUGUAGUUCCGAAAACUGUUACAAAUGAGUUUCAAAUGCCCAUCAAACAGAUUGAGCGUUUACCUUAUGGUAAUUUUUUGUUUGGGAUGGUAACAUGUCAUUCAAUAACUAUAGUGAAUGGAAAACUGAUGGGUGACCCACUGGAUUUGAAGAUGUUUGAGUCUACUGGUUGGACUUUAGAAGACCAAAAAAAUGUUCCAGACUGUCAAAAGUAUAGUCUAAUUCAUCCCACUAUUGUAAGACAGCCUAAGAAAGAAAAUCUUCACGGGGAAUCGAAUAUUGCGGCGGCUUCAGUACAGCGUCAGUCUUCUAUUGAUGACUUAUUGGCUGACGUUGGUUUACUUAAUGGUGAAACAAACAAUGAUCAUGGUAUUGUUCGAGAGUUUCCAUUCACUUCGAAUUUACAGCGGAUGUCCGUUAUUACCCGCCGUCUAAGUGGCUCAAAUUUCAAUGUAUAUUGCAAGGGUUCUCCUGAGAUGAUGCAGCAGCUUUGCCAACCAAGCAGUUUGCCAGAAAAUUACUCAAAACAAUUAGCAUUUUUUGCAAAACGCGGAUAUCGUGUUAUCGCAAUGGCUUUUAAACCACUUAGUUUCAAAAUGAGUUAUAUAAAGGCACAACGUUUGGCACGUGAAAUAGUUGAAAGUGAUCUUGAGUUUCUUGGUUUCGUUGUAAUGGAAAAUCGCCUAAAACCGGAUACAAGUGAGGUGAUAGCAUCAUUAACCAAUGCCAAUAUUCGUACGGUUAUGAUAACCGGAGAUAAUCUCUUGACGGCGAUAAGUGUAGCUCGUGACUGUGGUAUUGUUUCGUCGGACCAAGCGGUUGUCACUGUAAACGCACGACAAGUGCUUCAGAAAGAGUCACAUGCUUAUGAACUUUACUACACACUUGAUAUAGGUGGUUGUGAGGAUGCUACUAAAGAUUUAGUAAAUAUAUCGGAUAUAAUAUCAUUGCAAUCUUCGGCCGCUAAUUCUAUUGAUGGAGUUUGCGAAACUGAGAAUUUCCAAAUCUUUAAUGGUGACGUCUUAUCAUUAAGUAGUGUGUCAAUGACACUACCAAACAGUAAUAGCCUAACGAGUGUUGAGACUUGUGAAACAUGGACGCACCAAGAUCCAGAAUUAGGUGUUGUUAGCUGUAAACACGAGAAAAAAUGUCAUCGUCCUACCUGGCGGAACAAUUACAGAUUCGCAAUGAUUGGUAGAACAUGGCAGAUUGUACGAGAAAAUUUCCCGAAUGAAUUGAAAAAUUUUGUAGUACGUGGCGCCAUUUUUGCACGUAUGUCACCGGAACAAAAGCAAGCUCUAAUUAUAGAUCUUCAACAACUUGACUACUGCGUUGCUAUGUGUGGUGAUGGUGCAAACGACUGUGGUGCCUUAAAAGUUGCACAUACUGGUAUUUCGUUAAGCGAAACUGAGUCUGCAAUUGCCUCACCAUUUACUUCGCGUAAUGCUACAAUUGAAUGUGUGCCAUAUAUCAUCAAGGAAGGAAGAGCUGCACUAGUUACAUCAUUUGGUAUAUUUAAAUACAUGGCUGCUUAUUCUAUGGUGCAAUUUAUAUCGGUUAUGAUAUUAUACUCCAUUGACUCCAACUUAACGGAUAAGCAGUAUUUAUAUGUUGAUUUAGGACUAAUAUCUGUGUUCGCAUUUUUUUUUGGCAAAACAGGGGCGUACGUUGGACCACUCGCUAAACAAGUUCCUUUAAACUCGCUUAUAUCCUUAGCUCCAUUAGCAUCAAUAAUAUUGCAUUUACUUGUCGUAGUUGGAUUCCAAAUGGCUGGUUGGUAUCAGUUGCAUCAACAGGACUGGUUUGUUGCUUUCAAACACAGUGAUGAAGAUCACUUAGGAUGCUACGAAAACUACACUAUGUUUGCGAUAUCCAGUUUUCAGUAUAUUAUACUUGCAUUUAUAUUUUCUAAGGGAGCGCCAUAUCGAAAACCAAUUUGGUCGAAUGUUCCUUUCUGCUUUUCAUUGGUUACAAAUCUUGCAAUUGUUUGUUAUUUAGUAUGUUAUCCUUCGCAAUGGAUACGAGACUUUUUCCAACUAGUUGUACCUAACGAUUUCCGCUUUCGGUUGUGGAUGUUGUUUUAUGGAGCUGCCAACUUUUUAGUACAUGUCAUUGUUGAGAUAUACGUUGUUGACAAUUUAAUCUUUCAAAAAGUGCAACUGCGCCGCGAAAGAAAUAUGAAAAAAUCGAAACGGAAAUAUAUGCACGUCGAAUAUGAUUUACGGUGUUGCAAAACAUGGCCGUCAAUAACAAAGUCAUGUCAGGCAUUCGAUGCUUCAACACUACUUACAGAAAUUAAACCAACAUAUGUUGAAAUAAGAGCUGAACAAAACUUCGACACGCCAGCAUCAAAAAAUAAUGCGCUAAAUAGUUUCUUCGAAGCGGAAUCAAUCCAAGCAAUUCAAAUCUUGCCAACGGUAGCCGAAUGCAGUGUACUUAGUGAAUCCGAUCCAACCAAGUCGCUGUUGACGGAUAAACAAAUGAGAGGUGGUGAUGUUAAUGUAAUACAAAUUUCAUGAGAUUUAAAUGUUGUCACUGCAAUAACUUUAAGUUUACUUUUUGUUUUAAAGUUUAGUUACUUGCAUAUAGUGAGCUAUUUAUUUUGUAGAUUAAUUGUUAGCUGUGUUAGUUUUAAUGUUUCAAUUAUAUUCAGAUAUAAUUCGUAUAUAAUAAAUAUGGGUUGGUUUAGUAAGAUAAAA